CCUCUGAGGAGGUGGCUCUUCCCGUCCAGCAGAACUUCAUGAUCCCCAAAAAGGAGAUAAAUAUGGUUUCCGACAUGGCCAAGUGGAAGCGCUCUCAGGCAUACGCAGAUUACAUGGGCUUCAUCCUCACUCUGAAUGAAGGUGUCAGGGGCAAGAAGCUGACCUGCGAAUACAAAGUUUCAGAGCCCAUUGAAAAGCUGGUGGCUCUUCUGAAUACUCUUGACAGAUGGAUCGAUGAAACCCCACCAGUGGAUCAACCUUCUCGAUUUGGGAACAAAGCCUUCAGGACCUGGUAUGCCAAACUAGACCAGGAAGCAGAAAAGUUGGUGGCAACAGUGAUCCCCAAGCAUUUGGCUGAUGCUGCACCAGAAGUGGCUGUGUACCUGAAGGAAUCUGUGGGGAACUCCACCCGCAUUGACUAUGGCACAGGGCAUGAAGCUGCAUUUGCAGCCUUUCUCUGCUGCCUCUGCAAAAUCGGUGUGCUCAGAGUGGAUGACCAGAUGGCCAUCGUCUUCAAAGUAUUUAACAGGUACCUAGAAGUGAUGCGAAAACUUCAGAAGACCUACAGGAUGGAACCUGCUGGCAGCCAGGGCGUGUGGGGCUUGGAUGACUUCCAAUUUCUACCUUUCAUAUGGGGCAGUUCCCAGCUGAUAGACCAUCCAAAUCUGGAGCCUCGACACUUUGUUGAUGAGAAGGUGGUAAACGAAAACCAUAAGGACUUCAUGUUCUUGGAGUGUAUCCUCUUCAUUACAGAGAUGAAGACGGGCCCCUUUGCCGAGCACUCCAACCAGCUCUGGAACAUCAGUGCCGUGCCCUCCUGGUCCAAGGUCAACCAGGGCCUCAUCCGCAUGUACAAGGCAGAGUGCCUGGAGAAGUUUCCUGUGAUCCAGCACUUUAAGUUCGGCAGCCUGCUCCCCAUCCAGCCUGUGAUGUCCUAAGGAGGCCGUGGGAGGAGUCGAGGCAGCGGAGGCAGUUUCUUCCUCCUCCCCUCACCCCUUCCUCAUCACCUUGCCCGUUACACACAGCCCAUUCAUUCCUGCACAUCCUCAUCGGCAACCGCAGAUCCAAAGCCCUCGUCGGCCUCAUGCAGGAGACGGGACCUCGGAGCGGCUCCUCCUGCACGUCCCCAGCAUGGGGAUGUCUCGCCAGCAACCAAGCUAGGGCUGUGCUUCUCUGCUCCGUUGCGUCCACGGGCAGCGCGCCUGCUGCGUACGGUGCUGGGCGUGUGAACGGGGUUUGAGCAGGGGCUGCCUUGCAGCAAAGGCCCUCUGCUUCCCUUCCUGGGAGGAGGGGGGUGUGGAGGGGGAGGAAGGCAUGUGUGUAUGUGUUGGGCAGUGGUAACGGCAAUUUCCCUUUUGAAUUUCAUUGAAGUUUCCUGUUGCUGUUUGGUUUGGGAAACCACUGCGAGGAGUGAGGUGUGAGUCUGCACGUGCCUGUAGGCAGCCACCUCUGCUUCCACAGGGGGGUCUGAAACGGGUAAAGGAAGUUGUAGGGAAGGUCUGUGGGUUGCUGGAAGCCCAGGGUGCCAUCUCUCCCUUACUCUGGGUAAGGAAAGCCUCCUCCCUCCUCCCUCCAUCUCUUCUGUGAGGUUCCCUGGGUCUUCCUUUCCCACCACCACCUCUUCUCUCGGGUGAAGCUGGGAACCUUCUGGGCUGCGGGGGUCUGAGCUGGCUCUGGAG
Messenger RNA from Balearica regulorum gibbericeps (East African grey crowned-crane), 1679 nucleotides. Lineage: Eukaryota; Metazoa; Chordata; Aves; Gruiformes; Gruidae. The record is from RefSeq and is a predicted model, not a curated record.